AUGUCCGAACCAGGCCCGGAAUCGAUCCCUACGAGCGCGGAUCCGCGUAGCAAGCGGCCCGUCAAACGUCGUGCUGUCACAGCGCAGUCGGAGCAAGCUUCCCAGAUCGAGUCUCUCUUUCGCGACCCCGCGAAGGAGGUUCGGCUCCCCGAUUCUUCCAAGCAGCGAUCAUCUGCGUCAUUGCCUCCUCCACCGGAAAUCGUGGCGAAUGUUCAAGGUUCUUCUGCUGGUGCCGGUUCCGGAGAAUUCCACGUUUAUAAAGCCAGUCGCAGGAGGGAAUAUGAGCGCUUACGCAUGAUGGAAAGCGAGGUCAGUAAGGAGAAGGAAGAUAAAGAUUGGGAGAAACAACGAGACGAGGCAAGGCGGAAGGAUGAAGAAAAGACGGAAAAGAAUCGGAAAAGAAGGGAAAAGAGAAACGCGGCAAAGAAUAAAAAGAAAAGUGUUGGUAGCAAUGAUAAGGGACCUGACAACAUGGCUGUUGAUGGGCCGACGAAAAGGGCACUCGACGGGAAUAAGGAUGGAGAUCAACACUGGCCAGCAGAUGCCGUCGAACAUGCGGAAACACCAGGAGUGAUAAUCCAUGAAGACUGA
This is a messenger RNA of Aspergillus bombycis, 591 nucleotides long. Its product is annotated as PRKRIP1 family protein. Gene Ontology annotation, biological process: negative regulation of protein kinase activity. Gene Ontology annotation, cellular component: nucleolus. The record is from RefSeq and is a predicted model, not a curated record. Bases 1 to 591 code for a protein of 196 amino acids. NCBI's taxonomy places the organism in Eukaryota, Fungi, Ascomycota, Eurotiomycetes, Eurotiales, Aspergillaceae. Gene Ontology annotation, molecular function: double-stranded RNA binding; protein kinase binding; protein kinase inhibitor activity. The transcript has a single exon.